Molecule: messenger RNA, 864 nt
Organism: Striga hermonthica
Lineage: Eukaryota; Viridiplantae; Streptophyta; Magnoliopsida; Lamiales; Orobanchaceae
Source: the annotation of a GenBank genome assembly
AUGUUCUCCUCACUUCGUGGAAAACGUAGCAGUAAUAAGGGACCUAAGGGUGCAAUUGCUCAGUCCAAAGUAUUUUAUACUGAGAAGUGGACAAAGGCCGUUGACACCAAAUUCAUCGACUACCUUGUCGAGCAAAAGAGGGAAGGCAACUUCGAUUCCAAUCAACAAAACUUUCACGCCGUGUUUUGUGCCGUCACUGAUGUUAACAGUUCCAUGGGAACAAACUUCACCUAUGAAGAUGCUGUUAAUCGCGUGAAGAAGCUGCGCAAGCGUUACAAUGUAUUCCACUGGAUAAUCCACCUAUCUGGCGUGGUGUACAAUCCAUUUAAUCACUCUAUUUCUGCUGGCCAGGACUUAUGGGAAUACAUCGUCAGGGAGGAGAAGCUUGCAAUGGCCUACAUGAUAGAUGGCGAGAGUGCUUACGAUGGUCUCAAAGCUUUGUUCCACGAGGGUGAUGACACCAUUAGCGAUGGCUCUGUGCAUGAAGUUAUCAACUUGAGCGAUGUGCUACCACAAGAUGAUGGACCAGAUGACGACGAUGAUGUUGUUGUAGUUCACAAUGAUCAGCCCGCAAACGGUGUCGACAAUGUGCAUCAUGCGAGGGAUGGUUGGCAAAUAGUUCAAGAAAAUGACUCCACCAACACUAACAACUCAUUUUGGAAUGAGUUAGCUUGGUACGGCUCGGAGAGUGUCAGUGUGACCUCGGCCCCUGAUCCAGAAAACCCGCCAUCCAUUUUGUCAUCCACUGAAGAGAUAAUGAGUAAGAUGAAGAAACAUUGGGCUACAUAUAAUUACUCAAGUAAGCUAAUUGACGCGGAGAACAUACACUCAUCUGUAGCUUCCAGCUCUACCCCUAACAAGUAA